UCAAAACGCACAACGGACCCCUGCGUUUGGGCUGCGGCCCUGCUGCCUUUUCUCCCAUCGCCCCCUCCCACCUCGCCGCCCGCGUGAGCUCUCCCUCCCUCCCUCCUUCCCUCCCUCUCCGUGCCGCCGCCGACUGGGCGCCCGCGGCCGCCGCCGGACCCUUCGGCAGGCCCUCUUCUCCCCCCCUCGCCGGCGACGAGCACCACCAGGUGUACAUGUGUGCACCCAUGCCCUUAACUGCGCCCGCCCCUGCAAUUGCAACUGGUUUCCUGUGGAUUUGGCCGCCGGAGGAUUGAUGCAGCCUGUAGGAUUGCUGUAGAUUGGUUGCCAAAUUCGGAGGCUGAUCAGGUCAUGUUGGGGGAGCAGCGCAUGAUACUGGCCUUGGAAUCAGCUAGCUCAUCAAGCUCUGCCCCUGAUUUGAGUUUGACCCUCUCUGGAGAGCUUCCUUCUGUGAGUAGCAGGAACUGUGUGAUUCAGAGCCUGCAGGUGGGGUGGGCGCAGAAGGGAGGUGGGCAGGUGGUGGAGGGUCUGGUGAAUUGUUACAGCAAGAAGAAGAAGAAGAAUAAUAAGAUCGGCGGUGGUGGUUCGUGGACUCCUGCAGCCAAAUCCUGGGCUUCUGAGAUGGAGGGUGCUGACGAGAGUGGUGAAGUUGAAGUCAACACGGCCGAGCUCAUCGGUGUGAUUGGCCGGGAGUUGGCGAUUUCAUGCCUGCUCCGUCUUCCCCGGUCUUACUACUAUGAUGUGGCAUGUGUUAAUCGGUCUUUCUACUCCCUUGUGAGGUCCGGGGAGCUUUACAGGCUGAGGCGGGAGGCUGGGAUUGUCGAGCAGAUGAUCUACUGCUCGUGCAAUGUUCUCGAGUGGGAAGGAUUUGAUCCGUGCCGCCAACGGUGGUUCAGCAUCCCUUCCAUGCCUCCCAUAGAGUGCUUCACCCUUGCAGAUAAGGAGUCCCUGGCUGUGGGCACCAAUAUCCUCGUCUUUGGGAGGAGGGUGGAAGCCCAUGUUGUGCUGAGUUACAGCCUUCUGACUAACUCUUGGACGACAGGAGAGAUGAUGAACACACCGAGGUGCUUGUUUGGCUCGGCAAGCUUUGGUGAGAAGGCGAUUGUAGCUGGUGGUUUUGGUGAGAAUGGUGCGUUGAGCUCUGCUGAGCUUUAUGAUUCUGAGAUGCGGACAUGGACCACUCUCCCAAGCAUGAACAGGGCACGGCAGAUGUGCUCUGGUUUCUUCAUGGAUGACAAGUUCUAUGUCAUUGGUGGGAAAGCUGAGAAACACAAUGAGGUCCUCAGUUGUGCUGAGGAGUUUGAUUUGGAGAACGGCACCUGGCGGCUGAUCCCAGACAUGGCACAGGGCCUUAAUGGUGGAAGCGGUGCUCCUCCUCUUGUUGCUGUUGUGAAUAAUGAACUUUAUGCUGCUGACUAUGCAACGAAGGAGGUUAGAAAAUACGACAAGGAAAAUAAUGCCUGGAUCACUCUUGGACUGUUACCUGGGAGGUAUACAUCAGUUCAUGGCUGGGGCAUUGCUUUCCGUAGUUGUGGGAAUAUGCUCAUUGUAAUUGGUGCAAUGAGUGUUGGUGGUGGUGGGGUGAUUGAAAUUUGUUCCUGGGUACCCAAUAAUGAGCCGCCAGAUUGGAAGAUCAUUGGCACCCGCCGUUCCGGAAGCUUUGUGUACAAUUGUGCUGUGAUGAGUUGUUGACAUACCAGGGCUAUUACAUUAUCAACUGUACAUCUUGACCAAAAGGAAGGAUAAAGAAGGCAAAUUCUGCUGAGUCUGUUUACUCCUUGAUGGGUAACUUCUGCCCACUGGCAUUUUAGGCUAAGCUGAAGAUCCAAUAGAACUUCUCAUGUAGCUUCUUACUUGCUUAUGUCUAAUCUCUUCAUUUUAAUUCCAUUUGGAGGGCCUGCUUUCCGGAAAGUGGGACAUGCAGUGCAGUAUUAGAUUUAAUAAUUUGGUGCAGCCUCAAACAUUUUGAUCUUCCCUGGGUACCUUGAUCAAAGUUUUUUUUUCUUUUUAGCUCCAGAGAAUAGCCUUACAUUGGCAAAUCAUUUGCCCAUAGAUUGUAAGAAAUAAUAAAGGAAGGAAGAAAGAAAUAUGUCUCUGUUGACAAUUGUUGCCUUUCCCUUUGUUUUUCUUGGUUAAUUGUGACGGAGCAACUGUGAAUCAUUACCUUC
Messenger RNA from Sorghum bicolor (sorghum), 2168 nucleotides. RefSeq names its product F-box/kelch-repeat protein At1g26930. The record is from RefSeq and is a predicted model, not a curated record. Gene Ontology annotation, molecular function: protein binding. NCBI's taxonomy places the organism in Eukaryota, Viridiplantae, Streptophyta, Magnoliopsida, Poales, Poaceae. Gene Ontology annotation, cellular component: nucleus. The transcript has 2 exons. The coding region runs from base 352 to 1692 and encodes 446 amino acids.